UCAACAACAAAUGUGUCUGGAACAACCGGCCGUCGGAUCUCACAAUUAAACACCAGCAGCGUUCGUGCACUAACUCGUUUUUAUAAUUAAAAACACGCCAAUAACCCGUUGUGUAUAUCGCUUUAGCGUGGUACACAUAUGCUGCUUGUUUAGUUCACAUUUUGGUGGAAAACAUCUUAAUGUGUGAGUUAUAAAAUAACUGGGCGCUAUGCAUCGGAUCGGGUUAAAAUGAUUCAUACAAGAUGUUAUACUCGAUAGUCUCUGGAUUUCUUUCCGUUUCAUUAAGUGGACGCUAGGGAAGGAUGGAUGAAAGCGCAGAAAAGGUCGAGUCGGACGAUCUGGUUAUCAUCGUGGAGAAUGAAGCUGAGAGCAAGCCGGUGCAGGAGUCUGAUGUCGGGGAUCGGAGCGUUGUGAAGAUGAUGAUGGGUCUGAUGGACAUGUGUCCCGUUUGUAAACUCAGUUUUACCAGCAGAGAACCCAAGUUGCUGCCCUGCCUGCACUCCUUCUGCAAGAGAUGCUUACCUGCACACAACAGGACUGUCAGCACAGCAAACCCUGCUAAACAAUUGAACAUGAUCCGCUGUCCAGUUUGUCAGCAGGAGUGUAUGGAAGUCGAGGUCUUGGAUAACUUUUUCGUCAAGGAUUCCAUGGAAGUGCCGAGCAGCACGAUGGAGAAAAGCAGUCAGCUGUGCAUGAGUUGCGAUGAUAACACAGAGGCGAGCGGUUUCUGCGUGGAGUGUGUGGAGUUUCUGUGUGUCACUUGCAUCGAUGCUCAUCAGCGUGUGAAGUUCACCAGAGACCACACAGUCCGACAAAUUACAGAAAUGUCUUCAGAGGCAAUGGGCGCUUCCACACAGAAGCCAGUAUUUUGCGAUGUACAUAAGCAGGAGCCUUUAAAGCUCUUCUGUGAAACCUGUGAUCGCCUCACCUGCAGAGACUGCCAGCUCCUCAAACACAAAGACCAUAAUUACCAGUUUCUAGAGGAUGCAUAUAAAAACCAUAAGGAACACUUGGAAAGUAUGACUUGCCAACUUCAAGAAAAGAAGAAAGUGAUCGAGGAUGUGACUAAUACUAUUAACAAUGGUCUUGUACAAGUGGAUGAAAACCGCAAUGCUGUGGCUACUGAAAUAAAAAAAUCCAUUAGCAAUCUCAUAAUGGAGAUCAACAGGAAAGGGAAGAUAUUAAUGAAUCAACUUGAGGCUAUCACGAAAGACCACGAGACGCUCCUUAAAAAGCAACAGCAGGAUGUGAUGUCACUCUCCACACAUCUGGAUCAUGUGAUCAACUUCACACAAUGGGCCACAGCCAGUAACAGUGGCACAGCUCUCCUGUACUGCAAGCGACUGAUCACAUGUCAAAUCCAGUACCUCAUGCGGGCAAAAUGCAACAUCACGUAUGUUCCUCAGAGCUCGGUUCGCUUCCAGUGCCGAUCUUCUUUUUGGGCUUCGAAUGUGGAUCUUGGUUCCCUAGUUGUGGAGAAAUCUCCAGCCCGUCAUCCGAGCGGUCCACAUCCGAGUGGUCCACAGCAGAUGUCUUUCCAGCCGAUGAAUCCAGGCCCCAGACCCGAGGGUCUUCAUACGGGGUUCCCAAGCUCGCAGCCUCAGCAGCAGAGGCAGAGCACGCUGGCCCAGCUUCAGAUGCAGGUGGAAAAACUCACGCAGCACACCACGUGCCACCAAGCACCCAAUCAGUGGCCGUGGUACCACGGCAUGCGCCUACCCGGGCCGAGCCCGCAUAGACCCAUGCAGGGCGGGUCACCAUCACAGACCUUACCCUGCAUGCCUCAACACGGGCGGCGGUAUAACGUAAGGAGCCCCCCGCCUGUCCUCCAGAGCUCCGUCAUGUCUCCGCAGACCAUGAGGGGCAUAAUGAACAACCCCAUUUACCCCCCUAAACCACUAGAGGGAGUGCCAAGAACAGGUCGCUAUCCGCACAACACAGCCUACUCCAGCGGAGGUAUGCUUUCCUCUACGCAUGCGCUCCAUCAGCAAAACAAUCCAGUAACAUCGUACCUGAACAGGAGGUGUGAACCUAAUGUGCUUCUGCCUGCUCAAAGGCACAGUUAUCCAGCCAGUCAACUCUCCGCACCACCAGGCCAAGCGGCAAUGGAAGGAAGACAGUUUUCUCAUGUGCCUGUUACGUCAUCAGAACCAAAGAACAGGUCCUGCCCCUUGAAGCGUGUGGAGAACCCUCAGAGUGGCCUGUCGAAACCAACCACUAAGAGAAGGCGGAGGACAUCUCCAGGGCCGGUUAUCGUCAUCAAGGAUGAACCAGAGGAUGAUGAUGAAGUUCGUUUUGUGAAGACGAGUGCUAAAGCCAGUCUUCCAGACAGCACGGGCGUUCAGUCCCAGACCCCACAGCAGGGUGAGCAGCAGUCAGAGAGGACCCCAGAAAUGGAUGAAGACCCCAAUGAGGACUGGUGUGCUGUAUGCCAGAAUGGAGGGGAGCUGCUCUGUUGUGAUAAAUGUCCUAAAGUCUUCCAUAUUAGCUGUCACAUCCCUACCCUCACUGCAUCGCCAAGAAUGAACCAGCCAACCCAGCAGACAGAGGGAUCGCAGCGGGAGGGGUCGAUGCCGCCUGGCUCCCCUCCAGGGUCAAAGCCGCCGGACUCCCUUCCAGGGUUGAGGCCGCCGGGCUCUCUUCCAGAGUCGGGACCGCCGGACUCCCUUUCAGGGUCGAGACCGCUGGAACCCCGUCCGGGGUCGAGACCGCCGGGCUCCUUUCCAGGGUUGAGGUCGUCGGGUUCCCCUCCAGGGUCGAGACCGCCGGUGUCCUGUUCCCGCCACAGAUCCCUGCCGGCAUCCCAGCUGGUACCCAGGCCUGUCGAGUCGUCACCCUGUCUUUGUGCUGAUCCAGCCGGUGUCCUUGUUUGCUGCCCAGCUGCUAGAGAGCGCUGCCCAGCUGUCGGAGAACGCUUCCCAGCCGCCAGAGAGCGUUGCCCAGCCACCGACUUCCCGCCACGUCUCGUCGACAUCCAGGCCUGCCCAGCCGGUGAUAGCCGGCCUCCCAGCCCGUGUGUCAGCCGGCAAUCCAGUCCGUGUGUCAGCCGGCAAUCCAGUCCGUGUGUCAGCCGGCAAUCCAGUCCGUGUGUCAGCCGGCAAUCCAGUCCGUGUCUGCCGGCAUCCAGUUCCAGUCCGGUCUAGCAGCGCCGGCACCCAGUCCAGGUCCGGCCGCAGCGCCGGCAUCCAGUCCGUGUCUUUGGACUUGUGUGGACUUUUGUGUUCCCCAGUUUUACCUUCCUCCUGUGGACUCUUGUGCUCCCCCCCCCUUUUAUGGUUAUUGUAAAUAUCAUGUCACCUUGUUUUUUGGUCAUGUCACAGUCUGUCUUGUCUUGUUUGUGCCUUGAGGAGCGUCAGGUUGCCGCUCCUUAAGGAGGGGCUUCUGUCAUGGUUCUGCCCCAUCUUGUCUUGCUUUUCUUGAUCUUGUGGCAGAGCCAUGGGGGUCUCGUCAUUGUUCCUGCCCUCUUGUUUCCUCAUUAGUGUUCGUUAUUAGUUCAUGCCCCGCACCUGUCCCCUCUUGAUUUGGUCCCUUAUUUAAUGCCCCUUUGUUCUCUGUCCUGUGCUGGUUCAUGUGUUAUCUGUCAUUCGUUUCAUGUGGGCGAGUUCCUGUCUCUGUUAGUCUAGUCUAGUUAUUUGUAUUGAAUGGUAAAUGUUAUCUUUAGUCUUGUUAGGUGUAGUUAGUCCUUGUUCCUGUGUCCUGUUAUAUCCUUGUUCUUGUUUUACUCCCUCGUGGGUUUUUGUUUUGGCUUUGUUUUAUUUUAUUAUUAAAGUCCUUGUUAACCCCUUACCCGCUGUCUGCGUUUGGGUCCUCUAUCCUUGUUCCCUCGCCGUUCAUGACAAAGUGUAUGGCCUUUGGAAUGAGUAGAAAAAUUUAUAAAUUGUUGUAUGCCAAAACUAUCAAGACAGGAUAAAAAAUUCUUUGCAAGAAUACUACUUUCAUUGUCAACAUGUAUAUUGAAAUCAACAACCACAAUCACAUUUGGGGACAGAGAACUGAUAAAAGUAGUACUUAGUAUAAAAAUAACUUUAUAACAGAUAUGUUGAUAUAGGGGCAAAGGUUACAGGUUUCAGCUUUAUGUUAUGAAUCAGUUGCUUUGUUAUCAAUAAUCAUCUUCUGCUUUGAAAAAAUAUUUUUACAUUUAAAUAUUUCAUUGUUAAAGGUUUUAAUUUACUGGAUUAUUUAAAAAUAGGCAUUACUGGUUGUUAAAAUAUAAGGCAACUAAUAGUUUAAUAUAAUUUAAAAAAUCACUGUAGCGCUAUAAGUUUAUUCUAACCAUGAUAUAUAUUUGGUCAUACCGCCCACAAUAUCAGUGCUGUUGUGUUUGUGCU
This is a messenger RNA of Triplophysa rosa, 4328 nucleotides long. RefSeq names its product tripartite motif containing 24 (gene trim24). The transcript is spliced from 15 exons. The coding region runs from base 303 to 3143 and encodes 946 amino acids. The record is from RefSeq and is a predicted model, not a curated record. Lineage: Eukaryota; Metazoa; Chordata; Actinopteri; Cypriniformes; Nemacheilidae. Gene Ontology annotation, molecular function: zinc ion binding; protein binding.